GCUCCGCGGGGGCGGAAGUAAGCCGUAUCGCCGAGGCCUCGUACUCCCAAUGGCGACUUGCAAACGGGCUACAGAACAGAAAGCGGGAGCUACAGUGGAGGGGGGUCAGAGCUGUGCAAUUGAAAAUUAAAUAAAUAUAUCAACAUUUUCCAUAGCCAUAAAAGAGAGCUUGAAAUCCGCCUCGCCUCUCCAAAAAAACCCCGGCCGAUUCCAAUGGCCAAUAAUCGGGACAUUUCGCUCCUUGAGACGGAGCUUUAUUACGUGGUUUCUCGGUUCCUCACCACGGGUCCGUGCCGGAGAGCGGCGGAGGUCCUGGCCAGUGAACUAGAGCAGUACCAGCUCUUGCCCAGCAGAUUGGACUGGCUUGGAAACGAGCACCCGAGAACAUAUGAAGACGUGGUUGCAGCAAACAGACAUAUUGCACCUAACCAUUUGCUGCAGAUAUGUAAGCAAAUUGGACCACUCCUUGACAAAGAGGUGCCAUCAUGUGUCCCAGGUGUACACUCUCUGCUGGGGUCUGGCAAGCAGUCAAUGCUGAGGAAGGCAAAAGACUGCGACAGUGCGCGGUUUCAAGCUUCAUCAUAUGCAGCCCUUCACCGGGGCCGACCACCAGAGAGGCCUUUGAAUUGCAAGAAAACAUCACACCUAGUGAAGGUGCUUCGGGGGAGAGAGCUAACAGGGGAGCAGCGCUUCAGCUCCAUCAGUCCUGUCAGCAACUAUGAGCGCAUGCGUCUGCAUAGGCGGAUCCUGGGGCAUCUGUCUGCAGUGUACUGUAUCGCCUUUGAUCGCACUGGUCUCAGGAUCUUUACAGGCUCAGAUGACUGUUUGGUGAAGAUUUGGUCUUCGUUUGAUGGAAGACUUCAUUCCACGUUGCGAGGACACUCUGCAGAGAUCACAGAUUUGGCUGUGAACUAUGAGAACACACUAAUUGCUGCAGGAAGCUGUGACAAGACCAUUCGUGUGUGGUGCCUUCGUACCUGUGCUCCCGUGGCUGUGCUGCAGGGGCACAGUGGAUCUAUUACCUCCCUUCAGUUUUCGCCUUUUGCCAAGGGCUCCAAACGAUAUAUGCUUUCCACUGGAACUGAUGCUACUGUCUGCUUCUGGCAGUGGGAUGUCAACAACAUCAACUUUAGCGAUAGGCCACACAAGUUUACAGAGCGACCGAGGCCUGGAGUUCAGACUGUGUGUUCAUCAUUCAGUCCAGGUGGGAUGUUCUUAGCAACAGGAAGUACCGAUGAUGUCAUUAGAAUAUAUUACGUAGGAAGCGGGAGUCCAGAGAAGAUAUCAGAGCUCCAUGAGCACACGGACAAAGUUGACAGCAUCCAGUUUUGCCACUCAAGUGAAAGGUUUGUGAGUGGAAGUCGAGAUGGAACAGCCCGAAUCUGGAAGCUCCACCAGCGGCAGCAGUGGAGGUGCAUCCUCCUCAACAUGUCGGCUAAUCUUCCAGGUGCUGAACCAGUAAAUGAAGAAGAAAGCUACUUCAAACCCAAAGUCACCAUGGUAGCGUGGGAUCGUCAUGACAAUACAGUCAUCACGGCUGUUAACAACCAUCUCCUUAAAGUGUGGAACUCCUACACAGGGCAGCUGCUACAUAUCCUUAAAGGGCAUGAGGCUGAGGUGUUUGUCCUUGAACCUCACCCUUCUGAUCCCAGGAUCAUCCUGUCUGCCGGCCAUGAUGGGAAUGUCUUCAUCUGGGACCUUUUGCGAGGAACAAACACGCAGCACUACUUCAACAUGAUUGAAGGUCAGGGUCAUGGAGCUGUUUUUGACUGCAAAUUCACUCCUGAUGGCCAGCGCUUUGCCUGCACAGACUCUCACGGCCAUCUGCUCAUCUUCGGCUUUGGCAGUUCCAAGCCCUACGAAAAGCUUCCAGACCAGGUGUUCUUCCAUACGGACUACAGGCCGCUAAUCCGGGAUGCUAAUGGAUUCGUGUUGGAUGAGCAGACGCAGCAGGCACCCCAUCUCAUGCCCCCGCCGUUCCUGGUGGACGUGGAUGGAAAUCCCCAUCCGCCAAGGUACCAGCGUCUUGUUCCUGGGCGGGAGAACAUUGCUGCUGAGCAUCUGGUUCCUCAGCUGGGAUAUGUAGCCACCAGUGAUGGUGAAGUGGUGGAGCAGGUGAUCAGCCAGCAGACCGCAGAGCAUGAGCAGGUGGCAAUAAGACGCAGCAGCCUUCUGGACGAAGCCAUCCGGCAGCUUCAAGAGCGGCAGAACCGGCACAACCCGCCUGGGGCGGGGGCGGCUCCAGAGGGCCAGCCUGACGCUCAAGGGCCAGUGUCGGCACCGGCACCGAGCACACCACGCAGGGUGUCUGUGAAUGACCGAGCAGAUGUGCAAUCACCACCUAAUGUGGGUCUGCGCCGCAGCGGACAAGUGGAGGGUGUAAGGCAGAUGCACCAGAACGCUCCUCGCAGCCAGAUGGCCACUGAGAGAGACCUGCAGGCUUGGAGGCGGAGGGUGGUCGUACCUGAGCUGGCACCCAGCAGCUAUAGGAACCAGGAGGGUGUGCGAACAACCAGAGGGGAUGAUGAGAUGCUUCUGUACAACGCAAAGAAAAGACGCAUCAUCUAUAGCUGUCGGGAUGAUUCAGAUGACGAGCCCACCACUGCCAAGCGAGCCCAUGGCCACAGACCUUCGCAGGGCUUGAUUGAGACAUCGUGUGAGGAGGGGGAGGAGACUGCCAGCUCAGAUGUGCACUCAGAGGACAAUGAACUGGAUGGAAGUGAACUGGAUUCCUCCAAUGAUGAGGAGUGGAAUAGUGACAGCUCAAGCCAUACAUCCAGCGAGUACUCGGACUGGACAGCAGAUGCCGGUAUAAACCUGCAGCCCUCCACCCCCUUGUCGUCACGGAAACGAGCGAGGCUCAGGCUCAGCAGUUCUGAAGAGGAGGAAGAAGAGAAUGAGGAAGAGGAGGAGAAGCAGCAAAGCGACGAGGAGGAGAAACCUGCAAAGAAGAGCAAGGAGAAGGCAAAAAAAGCAAAGACCAAGUCACCCAGGCGUCCAAAGGCCAGACCAUCUAUUAACAGAGAAGUGUCAAAUGAGUUCAGGCCACCACAAUGGAUCACUGAUGUCAUUCCCAGAAAGUCUCCUUUUGUUCCCCAAAUGGGGGAUGAGGUAAUAUACUUCCGGCAGGGACACGAGGCCUAUGUUGAGGCCGUGAGCCGCAGUGAUCUCUACCCCAUCAACUUGGAAAAACAACCCUGGAGCAAAAUGCAACUGCGGGACCAAGAAUAUGUGAAGAUCACUGGGAUCAAAUAUGAAGUCUGUCCUCCGACGCUGUGUUGUCUGAAGCUGACUCUUAUUGAUCACGGCACCGGCAAAAUCACAGACAAGUCGUUCACUAUCAAAUAUCAUGACAUGCCAGAUGUGAUUGAUUUCCUGGUGUUGAAGCAAAGUUAUGAUGAAGCUCUGCGUAGAAAAUGGCGACCAAAUGACAGGUUUCGCUCGGUGAUAGAUGACGCCUGGUGGUUUGGGACCUUCAUCUGUCAGGAGCCCUACCAGCCAGAAUACUCCGACAGCCUUUUCCAAUGCUUCAAAGUCAGGUGGGACAAUGGUGAGACGGAGAAACUGAGUCCUUGGGACGUGGAACCCAUUCAGGAUGAGGCAGCCCAGGAGCCGGAGAUGGAGGGAGGCGGCGUCCCUGUUACAGCGGAUGAGAUGAAGGAGCUGAUGUACAAGCCUUUGCCAGGGGAGUGGGGUGAGAGGAGCAGGGACGAGGAAUGUGAGCGCAUCGUUGCUGGCAUUAAUCAGCUCAUCGCUGUUGAGAUCUCCGCUCCUUUCUCUGGUCCUGUGGACUUGGUCCAGUAUCCCACCUAUUGCACCGUGAUUGCAUAUCCUACAGAUCUGGACACGCUUCGACUGCGACUCAUAAACCGGUUCUACAGACGUCUUUCAGCAUUAAUUUGGGAUGCCAGGUAUAUUGCACAUAAUGCCCGCACUUUCAACGAACCAAGGAGCAAAAUCGCCCACUCUGCAAAAAUGAUCACAAAUAUCCUCCAGAAGUUUGUCAAUAAUCCAAGCUGCACAGAUAUCAUGGAAAUUUACUCCGCUGUGGAGGAAAUGGAUGAUGACGAUGAGGAGGAAGACGCAGAAGCACCGGGUACAUCUUCUGGGCACAGGCUGCGUCAGCAGCGCUCUGUAGAGGUGCCACCGGACAGAGAUUCCUGGAAGGAACAAUGCAAAAACUUAAUGAACUACGUAUUUGACUGUGAGGACUCUGAACCUUUCAGGCAGCCGGUGGAUCUUCAGAACUACCCGGACUACCAUGACAUCAUCCACACGCCAAUGGACUUUAGCACAAUAAAGAGAAUGCUGGAAGAAGAUCGCUACGACAACCCCACAGAGCUGUGCAAAGACACGCGCUUAAUAUUUGCCAAUGCUAGAGCGUACACACCCAACAAACGCUCCAAGAUUUACAGUAUGACGUUGCGCCUCUCUGCCUUCUUUGAGGAACAGAUCAGAACAAUCAUAUCAGAGUACAAAACUGCUGUAAAGAGCAGCGACAGGCUCCGCCGCAGUCAGAGAUUCCGCAAGAAAAUGCAGCAGCAGCAGGAGCAGUCUGCCACCACUAGAUCAGCGGGUCAAAAGAGGGAUGCUGCCAAAACUCAGGAAAAAUCAGAGUCGACAUCAGUAACCAAAUCUACCUCAGCAAAAUCGUCUGUUCCUGAGAGGACCAUGCGGAGUCGAGGACGAAACUCGACGGGCAGAAGCUCGGCGGGCAGAAGCUCGACGGGCAGGAGCUCGGCAGGCAGAAGCUCGGCAGGCAGCUCCUCAGACGACGACUCCGUCUCCAAAGCUGCCUCAUCAACACCAGAGUCUGAAAGUGAGAGCGAGCCAAGUGACUCUGACGACGAGGAACGGCCACGGCCAAGUUCCUCAAAGCAUCAUAAACAGAAACGGAAAGCAAGAGUUACAAGAAGCAAACGCUCCAAGCAGAAUAAUAAAGCUGGCAGUAGUGACAGUGAAGAAGAUGAAGAGGAAGAACUUGCGAGCGAAGGCGAAGAGGGAGAAGAUGAACGGGCGUCCUCUCGGUCUUCAGAUCGUCGCUAUCCCAGCAGGAGCAGCCGGCUAACUAGAAACAGGGCUGCCGGAAAGAGAAACGGAGCAGAGGGCAGAGCAGAAAUGAACGGCCACAGUAGCAGGUCAUCUCACAGGGAGAGGCGUCACCUCCAGGACUCCGACAGAACCACGUCUCAGGGUUCUGACAGGGAAGAAAAGGUUGAAAUCCGCAGAUUCCUUAAGAGGAAGACUGCAAGAGCCGCCGUUAAGAUGAUGAAGCUCCUUGAAGUAUCAGAUGAAGACUAUGAAGAGGAAGAGGAGGAGGAGAAACCAACAAGGAGCAGCACCCGGCUUCGCCACAAGACUGGUGUCAGCAAACGGGCUGCAGUGAUCCAGAGCAGCUCCGAUUCAGAUGAAGAGUCAUCUGUGAGAGCUUCCCAGAAUACAAAUGAGUCAGGUAGUGAAUCCAAGGAUGAAGAAGAUGGAAAUGACAGCGACACUUCCUCAGCCCGGAUCAAGCAGAACGGAGACGCCAAACAAAGGACGCCGAGACAAGCUGCAAAGACCAAGGGAAAUGAUGCUUGCUCUCAUGUGAAUGGGCACGGUAGGAGAACCAACUCCGAGCGGGAGGAAACUGUGGAAGACAGCUCUGGGGAAGCUGAAGAGGAGCGGGCGCCACCGCCCCGGAAACCCUCUAGAAGCACAGCCGCCGCUUUGGCAAGGAAAAGCCGGAUUUCAAGUGAGGAGGAAGAGGACACCGAACCCCAAGCCACGCAACACAAACCUCGUGCUAGCUCAGACGAAGAGGACAAAGGGGAUCUUUCCCACAAGUACCCUCACCAAAACGGAGUAAGUGAGGAGGAAUCAAUACGCAGGGACUCCAAGAAAAACAAAGUUUCUAAAUCAAAAAGCCAAGACAAACAAAAAUCUGCCUCAACGAAUAAACUGGAUGGUGCAGAAUCAGAUGAUUCUCCAAAGAGAUCCAGCCCACGCAAGAAAAAAGUGAAAAAAGAUAAAGUGGAAAGCAGGCGUUCCAGUGAUGACUCCGACUUUGUAACAAAGAGACCAACAAGACAAAAAAGCAAAAGGCCUCAUGGCAGCACCUCAGCUUCAGAGAGUUCUGAGCAAGAGUACAAACCCGAGAAGAAGUCCAGGAGGAAGCGCUCCACGGGCUCAUCGGACGAAGAGUCGGAAAGCUCCGAUCGCACGUUAAACCGACGGCUGAGGCUCCGACCGCUAGCGAAAAAGAAAUAUGUCAGCGAUAACUCUGAGGAAGAGUCUGUCCCAGCAGAUAAGAGCAGGCUGAGGAAUGGUAAUAAAAGAGCCGCAGAGUUGGGAGUAUCCAGCAGAACAUCUCCUACUGAAACCAGGAAUCCGCUUUCUUCCAAGAGAAAACGUAUUUACACCUCAGAAUCUGAGGACGGGGAAAAGGAGCCGGUAUCCAGUAACAACAGGAACAGCAGGUCGGGCUCCUCCAAGCGCUCCAAAAGGGAAUCCAAAGCUGGUGAAAGCAGAAAGAGGGACACCUCCAGCCAAUCUGAUUCCAGUCAGGAGGAGGAAGACGUCAGCCCCUCGAGGAGGAGAAAAAACCCAAGGCAGUCAGAACCUAAGCGAAAGGAAAGCUACAGCAGCAGAAACAGUUCAGAAUCAGAGAGCGAGCAGUCGUCUUCAGCCUCUGACAACUCAUGUGUGAGCUCAGGGCCCCACAGCAGUCCAAAGAGGAGGGGGGGAACUGGCGGAAGGACUUUCAGCCGCCGGCCGAGGCGGCGGCGCCGCCAGGGUGCUACCUCGGAGGAGGAAGACAGCGACGAGUUGUACAGCAAAUCUCCGCGCGUGAACACCCGGAACCGGGGGAAGCGGACGGUAAAUUAUCACGACAGUGAAUGAAGGACACGGCAGCGGGAACUUUACAGGGAAGACCGACAUUAACUGGAGACGUUAAAGACACUUGAUGGCCACGUUAUGGUAGUAGCACUGGAGUCCUCGAGGAAAAUAAUGCUGUGAAUCUGUUCCAUUCAGGGAUAUUUAUAUUUUCUAUGAAAAACAUGUUUAUAGAUGUUAUACAAAAUUCAAGCAUUUGGACUGCUGCUUUUCACAAGAAUACAGAGAAAAAAACGCCACCUCUCAUACUGCUUGUUGUGAUUUGGCCGGCAGAGUAACAGUUCUGGGCAAUCUUUGUCAGCUUGGGUGCUAUUUAAUAUACCUCUGUUUAAUCGAGCAUAUUGCUGGCUUGCACUAAGAAACACUGUAAUGAGGUAUUUCAUACACUAGUUUUCCAUUAAAAAAAACUCAGGGGUCAACUAAGUUUACUGUAGUCUCAGACAUGCAGUUGUUUACGAUUCCAGAUCGGCAGAUGUCCAAGCACAUUGACUGGGACAAACAAAUCCAUGUUCAGACGUUUGACUACAGCACUCCUUUGUAAAUCCACACACUUAAUGCUUGACUAUAUUGUGAGUUGAUAUGAGCCAAAUGAACUAAAAUGAAUUAUUUUCCCCAAACAUCUUCUUCUUUUCUCUCUUUUUUUUCCUUAUUAGAUUUGUUUUAUAUUCUAGUGAAUAGAUGUAAAUAUUUGAUUAAUUAAAUUGCCGAGCGGCUUGACAAGAAGUCGUGAGGACAGCGUUUAUUUAAAUUGGAGUUUUUUUUCUCGCAUUAAACUGCAUUGUCUUGCCAUAUGUCACAAAUUGGUACUUUUUUUUUUUUUUUUUGCCAAGUACAAACAACCAAAAGUACUAAAUGCAAAAUACGGAGAUUUCUCAUAUUGGGAAGACGUUCUGUUGUUGUCCUGUGUUACCCACAUUCAGUAUUAAAUUCUUUUUUUCAGAGUUGAUUCAAACAUUUUGCCAGUCAUAGUUUAUUUUUGUUUUAGUUUAUGGGGAGGGUUAUAAGUACAGUAACUUGAGGAUAUUUUGUUUAAUGUUUUUUCAUACUACACAUUUAAUAAACAGAUUACACAGGAAAACUAUUAAUGCAUUGUGGUCGUGGAGUGCAAUGAAUGAGUUAUUCUUCCUAUUAAUAAAGACAUGAAUUCAAGAUA
Cololabis saira (Pacific saury) is the source of this 8029-nucleotide messenger RNA. It is a transcript of the gene brwd1, whose product is annotated as bromodomain and WD repeat domain containing 1. Gene Ontology annotation, cellular component: nucleus. NCBI's taxonomy places the organism in Eukaryota, Metazoa, Chordata, Actinopteri, Beloniformes, Belonidae. The coding region runs from base 214 to 6882 and encodes 2222 amino acids. Gene Ontology annotation, molecular function: protein binding. Gene Ontology annotation, biological process: cytoskeleton organization; regulation of transcription by RNA polymerase II; regulation of cell shape. The record is from RefSeq and is a predicted model, not a curated record. The transcript is spliced from 44 exons.